Molecule: messenger RNA, 801 nt
Organism: Colletotrichum aenigma
Lineage: Eukaryota; Fungi; Ascomycota; Sordariomycetes; Glomerellales; Glomerellaceae
Exons: 1
Coding region: 1-801 (266 amino acids)
Molecular function (GO): hydrolase activity
Source: RefSeq, a predicted model, not a curated record
AUGGCGAUUCAGAUCCUCUCUGACUUACACUUGGAGUCGCCCAAGGCGUAUGACGUCUUCGAGAUCACUCCGAAAGCCCCAAUCUUGGCUCUGCUGGGGGAUAUUGGGAAUAUUGCGGCUCACAAGGACGACUGUCUCACCUUCCUGACUCAACAACUUCGCCAAUUCCGCGUUGUGCUGUUCGUCCCCGGAAAUCACGAAGCGUAUCGAUCAAGCUGGCCCGAAACACUCGAGAUUCUUCGCGCAUUUGAGAAAGACGUCAGUGCCAACCCGUCGCUAGGGCAAUUCGUCUUGCUGGACAGAACGAUUUUCCAGGUGCCCGACACGAACAUCGUUGUAUUAGGAUGUAGCCUCUUCUCUCACGUUCCUCCUGAAAGCCGCGACCACGUCUCCAUGGGACUACAAGACUUUUUUCAAAUAGAAGAGUGGGACAUUGACCCGCAUAAUAUCGCCCACAAACGGGACCUGGCCUGGCUCAACACACGGGUCACAGAAUUCGAGCAGUCCGAUGUGCGGAUCAUCAUCUUCUCGCAUUGGAGCCCUUCAAAAGACAGCCGUGCUCUGGACCCGAGGCAUGCUACAAGCCCCAUCACGCCAGGCUUUGCGACGGAUCUGUCGGAUGAAGCAUGCUUCAAGAGCGGCAAAGUCAAGAUUUGGGCGUUUGGCCACACGCAUUUCAACUGCGAUUUUACUGCUGAACGGGAUGAAGGAGCUGAGCCUUUGAGACUUGUUACAAACCAAAGAGGAUAUUACUUUUCUCAAGCAGCUGGCUUUGAUGAGGAGAAGCUUCUAGAGUGGUAA